Molecule: messenger RNA, 562 nt
Organism: Gossypium raimondii (Peruvian cotton)
Lineage: Eukaryota; Viridiplantae; Streptophyta; Magnoliopsida; Malvales; Malvaceae
Product: late embryogenesis abundant protein 6
Exons: 2
Coding region: 87-437 (116 amino acids)
Biological process (GO): embryo development ending in seed dormancy
Source: RefSeq, a predicted model, not a curated record
UUACUAUAUUAAAGGAGAAAAACCGAAGGAAAGUGCAUCAGAUUUCAAUCGUUACCGUUUACAGCUAAGUUUGAUCGAGAAAAACGAUGCACACAAUGAAGGAGAAGAUUAGCAACAUGGCCAGUAGCGCCAAGGAGCAUGUCAACAUCGGCAAAGCUCAACUUGAAGAAAAGUUGGAGAAAGCAUCGGCUUCUACAGAAGAACAGAAGGAGUUGGCUCAUGAGCGUAAAAAAGCCAAGGAAGCUCGAGCAAAGAUGGAGUUGCAUCAGGAUAAGGUCAAGCAUAUACAGGAGAAAAUGAGGGCUAAACAACCCCAAUAUCUCCAUGGCUAUGGCUAUGACCUUGAUCAUGACCCAACACUUGAUAGGGAUGAAACCACCGCUCCUCCCUAUCAUCAUACAGCGCAUCCCCCAACUCACGGCCAUCACAAGUAUUAAUAAGGUUGACCACUCACAUGGCCAUGGCAACACUAUCUGUGUUUUAGCCUCUUGUUUCAUUUGCAGUCCCACUUGUGACGUUUAUCUGUAAUAGUAAUUCAACCACUCAUCCAUCUUUUCUUUUC